This is a messenger RNA of Elgaria multicarinata webbii, 2047 nucleotides long. RefSeq names its product cholinergic receptor nicotinic alpha 2 subunit (gene CHRNA2). The coding region runs from base 1 to 1962 and encodes 653 amino acids. Gene Ontology annotation, biological process: synaptic transmission, cholinergic; monoatomic ion transmembrane transport; response to nicotine. Gene Ontology annotation, molecular function: acetylcholine receptor activity; acetylcholine-gated monoatomic cation-selective channel activity. Lineage: Eukaryota; Metazoa; Chordata; Lepidosauria; Squamata; Anguidae. Gene Ontology annotation, cellular component: plasma membrane; postsynaptic membrane; synapse. The transcript is spliced from 8 exons. The record is from RefSeq and is a predicted model, not a curated record.
AUGAAGGGUCAAGUGGAAACCCGGGCUGAAGCGCUCUGGCGCUCGCCCUUUCUCUCCCUCCGUCUCGGGCGAGGCGAAGCUCCUGCGCACGGGCGCCUCCGAGGAGCCACCGGGGAAGCGCUGCGCGAGUCUGGCUGGGCGGCGGGCGCGCCUCGGGCUUCGGGGCCGGGCUUCCCGGAGGCGGGCGAGGGCGCGGGCGAGGGCGCGCGCGGGGGGCGACCCGGCGUGGGGCGGCGUCUCCUCUCCCGGCCCGCCCGGCCCGCUUGCCUCCCCGCCAGCCAGCCAGCCAGCCUGCCGGAUUCAGUCCUGGAACGGGACUUGCUCGGCGUUUUCUUCCUGCGCACCGAGGCGGGCGGGCGCCUGGACGUCUCCGGGGUGGCCCUUCCCGGCCGGGACGCGCCUCUCCAGCCCAUGGCAGCGCGCGAGAGGAGAUGCGUUGGAUCUGUCCAGGGCCGGACGCACACGCAGGCUGAAGAGCGGCUCUUCAAGUACCUUUUCAAUGCAUACAACAAGUGGUCCAGGCCGGUCCCCAAUACCUCUGACGUUGUCAUCGUCAGGUUUGGGCUAUCCAUUGCUCAGCUCAUUGACGUGGAUGAGAAGAACCAAAUGAUGACCACCAACGUUUGGCUGAAGCAGGAGUGGAAUGACUACAAACUGCAGUGGGACCCGGCGGAGUUUGACAACGUGACGUCUAUCCGUGUGCCUUCCGAGAUGAUUUGGAUCCCGGACAUUGUGCUAUAUAACAAUGCCGACGGUGAGUUUGCCGUGACGCACAUGACGAAGGCCCACCUCUUCUCCAACGGCAGCGUGAAGUGGGUGCCGCCGGCCAUCUACAAGAGCUCCUGCAGCAUCGACGUGACCUUCUUCCCUUUCGACCAGCAGAACUGCAAGAUGAAGUUUGGCUCGUGGACCUACGACAAGGCCAAGAUCGACCUGGAGAGCAUGGAGCGCCACGUGGACCUGAAGGACUACUGGGAAAGCGGGGAGUGGGCCAUCAUCAAGGCCGUGGGCACCUACAACACGAAGAAGUACGACUGCUGUUCCGAGAUCUACCCAGACAUCACGUACAGCUUCGUCAUCCGCCGCCUGCCGCUCUUCUACACCAUCAACCUCAUCAUCCCUUGCCUCCUCAUUUCCUGCUUGACCGUCUUGGUUUUCUACUUGCCCUCCGACUGCGGCGAGAAGAUCACCCUUUGCAUUUCGGUCCUCCUGUCCCUCACCGUCUUCCUCCUCCUCAUCACGGAGAUCAUCCCAUCCACCUCGCUGGUCAUCCCGCUGAUUGGCGAGUAUCUGCUCUUCACCAUGAUCUUCGUCACCCUCUCCAUCGUCAUCACGGUCUUCGUCCUCAACGUCCACCACCGCUCGCCCGGCACCCACAAGAUGCCGCGGUGGGUCCGCACGGUCUUCCUGGAUUUCAUUCCCCGCUGGCUCUUCAUGAAACGCCCCCCAGUGUUAACUCCGGGGCUGAGGGUGGCCAGCGAGGCUGUGAUCGGGCAGUACGACGUGCCUCCGGAGCAUCUUAGCACGUCGCAGUGUUGGCUGGAGACGGACGUCGAUGAGAAGUGGGAGGAAGACGAGGACAGCCACGAGGAGAGCCCGCACUCUGGCCGUUUGCCCCUCCAAGGCACCUGUCACCACCACUGCCUCCAGUACCGCUACACCUGUGCCCGACACCUGGGAAGGGGUUUUGUGGAACUGGUACAGUGUCCAGCCGCCAAAACGGAGAAUCUGCCGUCAUCUGAGCAGGGGUUGAAGUUGUCCCCAAGUAUCCUGAAGGCCCUGGAAGGGGUACACUAUAUUGCCAACCACUUACGGGCUGAGGAUGCAGAUUUUUCGGUGAAAGAAGACUGGAAGUACGUUGCCAUGGUGAUCGACCGCAUCUUCCUCUGGAUGUUUGUCAUCGUCUGCUUGCUGGGGACCAUUGGCCUUUUCCUUCCCCCUUUCCUGGCCGGCAUGAUCUAGAGCCAGGGCACCUGAGGGUGAGGCUGCCUUCCUCAAAGUCGUCAGCCCCCAGCCCGGGGCCUCCACCCAAAUCGCCACGUGGACU